This is a messenger RNA of Equus caballus (horse), 3021 nucleotides long. It is a transcript of the gene CDC42SE1, whose product is annotated as CDC42 small effector 1. Gene Ontology annotation, biological process: regulation of Rho protein signal transduction. Gene Ontology annotation, cellular component: plasma membrane. NCBI's taxonomy places the organism in Eukaryota, Metazoa, Chordata, Mammalia, Perissodactyla, Equidae. Gene Ontology annotation, molecular function: small GTPase binding. The record is from RefSeq and is a predicted model, not a curated record.
CGCCGCCGUUUCCGCCCGCAGCCAGCUCCACCUCUGCCGGCCCGCCCUCGGCUCCCCUACCGCGCCGAGGAGCGAGCCCGGUAACCCCGCACUGGCGGGCACCGAGCGGGAGCCCCCCUCAGGCGCAGCCGGACGCCUCGAUGCCGCAGCGGAGCAGGGUUCCAAGUCUGAGGAAGACAUAACGUUGUGCCUGCCUGCUAGUCUCUCAGGUCAGAUACGCUGACCUUCAUUGCUCAGCUAAGGGCUCCGAGGACUCUAGACACAUCCAGCUGAGUGAAUCUAGAGUGUUGUUACACCUGAGGGGAUUGAGGAGUGGACGGUCAAGGCACAGAGCAAGAGCCCUCUGGGGCCUCAGGCAGAGGAGUGAAACUGGAACCAUCAGGGAACAUGAGUGAAUUUUGGCACAAACUGGGCUGCUGCGUGGUAGAGAAACCCCAGCCGAAGAAGAAGAGGAGGCGAAUUGACCGGACCAUGAUUGGGGAACCAAUGAAUUUUGUCCACCUGACUCAUAUUGGCUCUGGGGAGAUGGGGGCUGGAGAUGGACUUGCCAUGACAGGUGCAGUUCAGGAGCAGAUGAGAUCCAAGGGAAACCGAGACAGGCCAUGGAGCAAUUCUAGGGGCUUGUAGCUCCAACAGGACUGGUUCUGCUGUCUGUAACCCCUACUCUGUCCAGCCCAGAAGAGAUGCUGCCCCCACCAGAUGCUUCCUACAACCAGUGUCCCCAGGGCCUCUCUUUCCCCUAUUCACCUAAUAGUGCCUCAAAAGGCUUGGGGGCUGGACUCCCCCUACUCCCUCUGGCUAGAGCCCCUCCUGGAGAUGGGGUCAAGGCAGCAGGACUGACCAAUGACUACUGGUUGGCCAGAGGAGCUCAGCUGAAGCCCUGGACACUCUCAGAUCUGAGAUAGGAGUUUUCUGGGAACCUGGAAUGAGUUCCCCUCUCCUGAAUGAUGGUCUAGGUGCCAUUUGUUCUUAAAGUCUUCACCUGGAACUCCUUAAAUGGGGCAGGUGGGCGAGAUUACCAAAGCUGAAGCCAGCUUUGCUGAGAAGCUCCCUACCUCCCUGCCCUUCUCCUCCUUCCUCUUGGAAUGAACUGAAGCAGACGUCAAGCAGGGGCUGGGAGGGUGACCACUGCCUAGUCUACUCUGUAGAUCUCAGACCUUAAGCUCACAGUCCCUCAAUAUUUCUCUGCCAGUUCCAGGGUCUUUCUCUAGUUAGGCCUCUAACUCCGUGUUUCUGUAGCAUUGAUAGCUUCCCAACAUCUUUCCUUUUUUUUUUUUAAAUUAAUUAAAAAUUUUAUUUAAGAUGAGUUCUGUUAAUUACCCCCAUCCUGCUACUACCUCUACCCUUAACCCUAUCCCUUUUAGGAACCUUAUUGUUUCCCACUGAAUAAGAGUUAAAAUAAGAGGUGGAUCUUAACCUAAUGACAUUCCAUUUAAGUCUUGGGGACCUGGCCUGCCCUCUGCCAACCUCCCUGCUGGCCCAGGUGAGAGAAGGAAGAGGGAUCUAGAGAGAAACUCAGAAUGCAGCAAAACUAGGAGUUAUGUCUCAGGGUGGACUUCCUGACCAUUGAGGAUGGCAGAGGUAGUGAGAUAAAUAGAUUGAAAACAAUCAUCUGUGAGUUUAGGGAUCUGAAGAUCCUCACAGCAUGGGAGCAGGGCAAACUGUAGAGCAAGGCUUCUCAACUUAGGCACUUUGGACAUUUUGGGCUGGAUAAUUGUGGAGUGGGGGGCUGUCCUGUGCAUUGUACAGUUUUUAGCAGCAUCCCUGGCCCACCCUAGUUAUAACAACAAAAAAUGUCUCCAGACAUUGCCAAAUGUCUCCUAAGAGGCAAGAUCACCCCCAGUUGAGAGCCAUUGCUCUAGAGUCAAGAUAUUUUUCUCUUAAGUGAUUUCCACCUCCUCCCCACCCUCAUCCUGUUAUUCAUCAUAAGUCUGAGCCAUGGAUGAACUAGGCCCCCUCAUAAAGUAGGCUCAAUAGGGCUGCACAUAAUCUCCAAACAGUUCUUUAUUCAGUGUGUUGCUCGUGCUUGGAUGGGUUCAUGUCUCUGUGUUGGAUGUGCACUGUGCUUCUCCAUUCUUGUUCUCUGGAGGAGGGGUUCCUGUAGUGUGGAGGCAUGAACAGGGUAUGGUGGGAUCAGGGAAGGGAGGAACAGAAAAGCAGUAGAGCCGCAGACACGCCAGCUUAUCCUUCCCAAAUUUUAAGCUCUAUUUCUGUGCGCUAGUCCUAGAACCAGACACAAAAAAGACUCAGGGAGUUUUGUCUGAAGACCAGGUUGCAUUCCCCGCCCGUCUGAAGAGUCUGCUUUAGGUGGGAAAGUAAUGCAGGAGCAGGGUCUUUAGGCACUUUCAGUUUUCUCAGGUGUUUUUGUUCUAGCCCCUUCCUUGCAGGGUGAUUAGGAAGGGAGAACAGGACAGAUGAGCUCCUUCCUGCUCUGAGAUGAACAGGCGGGGUCUCAUUAGCUUGGUAACAGGAAGCAAGCAUCCUGUUUGAUGACAGUGGGGGUCAGGAAUUUGGGAACUAGGAUCUACUCUGCUAAUUCCACCAUCCAGUUUGCCCCCACCUCCAGUGACUGAAGUUCUAAUUUUUUCAAAUUUCAGUGUUUUUCCUGCGGUUUUCAAGGUCUAAGAUUGGUCAUGCAGAGCCAUUCCCAAUCUACUCUCAGUUCCAGUCCAGCUAGUUGCUCUGAAAGUAGUGCAUCUUUUUGCCCUAAAGUAGUUCAAUAGCUUGAGGGUUAUGCUAGAUCUGAUCUGAAGGGUUAACAGGAUAGGGGGGAAAGAUGGGGGGGAGUCCUGGAAUCUCUGGUCACCUUGAUCUUCAGCCUUAUUCUAAUGCCUAUUCUUUGGACACAAUCUUCUUUUCUUUGGUGCUCUCUUGCCUUUAGCUACUUUCUCUACUGUGUAUGCUACCAUCACUUUUACAACAUUUAGAGUGGUGGGAAUGGGUUUGAGAGUCAUAAUUUAUAUUAAAAAUUUGUUGGACUUUUAAAUACAUUUUUCAAAUAAAAAAACUUUAAGCAAAAUA